Molecule: messenger RNA, 3429 nt
Organism: Penicillium robsamsonii
Lineage: Eukaryota; Fungi; Ascomycota; Eurotiomycetes; Eurotiales; Aspergillaceae
Product: plasma-membrane proton-efflux P-type ATPase
Exons: 4
Coding region: 1-3429 (1142 amino acids)
Biological process (GO): regulation of intracellular pH; proton export across plasma membrane
Cellular component (GO): plasma membrane
Molecular function (GO): ATP hydrolysis activity; ATP binding; P-type proton-exporting transporter activity
Source: RefSeq, a predicted model, not a curated record
AUGGCUAGACCCAAGUCUGACAUGAUGGACCAACGAAACGCGCCGCUCAGGAGUCAUCCACCGGACAAGCCCCCAACUCAAGAUAACACUGAGGGGGACGGUGUGCAUUCCGUUAUUCUUCCACCGCGUGGAGCUGUGCUUCAAAGCGAGCAACGUGACCGAUCUCUCAGUCCUUUCAAGCGACGUGACCAUUCGGAGCUGCCUCCCAUUCAGACGAGUAGGCUGGAAAAGUUCAUUCCAAAGUCCUCGACUGACCCGUUGGGUACUUCGGACGCGGAUAUCAGCAGAGAGCGGACUUUGCUGUCCAAACUGGUUGACAGAAGUCUAUUUCAUUCGAACAAACACGCCAUUCCCGGGGAGGAACAUCAGGAUAACAGUAAUACCCGGCAUGAUGAGUCCCUGAAUGAGAAAGAUGAGGAGACAUAUCGAAAGUUUCGUGAAAGCCUGAGCAGCCUGGAUGAUUCUUCCAGCGAGCAGGAAGACCAAGGUGAACAGUGCGACAGUUUGAUAGCCGAGAAGAAAGACCAAGUUAGACUGUUUCGUUCCAGUCUGCUUGCUGGUGCCAAGGCGCAGGAAGAUCGACGCGGCCGUUCCAGGCGCACUCUGACCCCUCCAGACCAUCCUCAAAUUGGUCCCAACGUGGCUUCCGAAUCCGAAACGUACGCUUCCACAGGCAGCGAAACCAAAGACUACGUCCUUGGGGUUCAAGAAAAUGACGACUUUUCUCUUCCCGAGACGUUGAAGCCCUUGGCCUCUUUCCAGGAAGAAAGCGAAGAAUCUCUGAAUUGCCUCAUGGAAGAGCUGGAGGCUGAAGACGGAAAGGAGCCUGAUAUGGACGAAACCACGAUCCGGGGCGGGGAAAUUUGCCCAAUCCCUGCUGAUAUGCUGGACACUAAGAUCGACGAGGGCCUCAGUGACGCAGAGGUGGCGGUUCGGCACAAGAAGUAUGGCUGGAAUCGUAUGAAGCAACAGAAAAGAAACCACUUCCUCAAAUUUAUUGCCUUUUUCAAUGGCCCGGUCCAGUGGGUCAUGGAGAUUGCCAUCUUGCUAGCCGGCGGUUUGGAAGAUUGGAUAGAUUUCGGAAUAAUCUGUGCUCUGCUACUAUUGAACGCCGUGGUCGGAUUUGCCCAGGAGUACCAGGCGGGCAACAUUGUCGAGAGCCUCAAGGAAACUCUUGCCCUGAGAGCUCUGGUUGUUCGCAACGGUAUCAUCGUCGAUAUCAGUGCUGAAGAAGUCGUGAUUGGGGAUAUCAUUCAUGUGCAAGAUGGCACAAUCAUUGCGGCAGACGGUAGACUGAUAGGUGACAAAACCUAUAUUCAGGUGGAUCAGUCUGGAAUAACGGGGGAAUCUCUCGCUGUGGAUAAGCAUAAUGGUGAUCCUCUCUUUGCUUCAUCAGCUGUUAAACGCGGGACUGGGGUCAUGGUUGCAACUGCCAUUGGUGAUCAUACCUUUGUCGGAAAUGCAGCGGUCCUGGUUAACAAGGCUGGCAAUACCAAUGGCCACUUCACUCGCGUCCUGGGCGAAAUGGCCCGUGUUCUUCUGAUUCUGGUGGUUUUCACCCUCCUUGUUGUCUGGAUCAGCAGUUAUUAUCGCUCAAACCCGAUUGUCCAGAUACUCGAGUUCACGCUUGCAAUCACCGUCGUCGGAGUCCCCGUCGGUCUUCCGGUUGUUGUCACCACAACCAUGGCUGUUGGUGCAUUUUAUCUGGCAAAACAACAGGCCAUCGUGCAAAAUCUCUCAGCUAUUGAGUCGUUGGCUGGAGUGCAGAUCCUCUGUUCGGACAAAACUGGAACACUUACGCGUAACAGGCUGACAUUGGGAGACCCAUACAUAGCCGCUGGAAUGAGCGCAGAAGACCUUAUGUUGACUGCCUGCCUUGCGGCCACUCGAAAAAAGGGCGGGAUCGAUGCUAUCGACAAGGUGUUCCUCAAGGGUCUCCGCCAAUACCCAUGGGCCAAAUCUCAGAUUGUCACGUACAAGACUCUUGAGUUCGUUCCCUUUGAUCCGGUGUCAAAGAAAGUGACUGCAUAUGUGCAAGCCCUGGAUGGUGAGAAGGUCAUCUGUGUGAAGGGUGCUCCUAUGACUAUCCUGAGAACAGUGGAGAAGGAAACCACUCUGUGCAAUCAAUUUUUCGCGGAAUACGAGGCAAAGGUCACCGAGUUUGCCAACCGAGGAUUCCGUGCACUGGGAGUUGCUCGAAAGCGCCAAGGACGUCCCUGGGAGAUUCUGGGAAUCAUGCCAUGCUUGGAUCCCCCUCGCCACGACACUGCUAAGACGGUUUCCGAGGCCCAAGGACUGGGACUCUCUAUCAAGAUGCUCACUGGAGAUGCGGUGGCCAUUGCACGCGAAACAGCGCGUAGACUCGGUCUCGGAACCAAUAUCUACAACGCUGAACGACUUGGUGUCACUGGCGCCGGCUCUAUGUGUGGCUCGGAGGUGAAUGACUUUGUUGAGGCCGCUGAUGGCUUUGCGGAAGUGUACCCCCAGCAUAAAUAUAGUGUGGUAGAGAUUCUCCAGCGCCGCGGCUAUCUGGUGGCAAUGACCGGCGACGGUGUGAACGACGCUGCUUCUCUGAAGAAGGCAAACACGGGUAUUGCGGUGGAAGGCGCAUCUGAUGCGGCCCGCUCUGCUGCUGAUAUUGUCUUCUUGGCACCUGGCCUGUCCGCCAUCAUCGAGGCGAUCAAGAUCGCUCGCCAGAUUUUCCACCGCAUGUACUCAUACGUCGUGUUCCGAAUUGCCCUGUCCAUUCACCUGGAACUCUUCCUCGGACUCUGGAUAGCGAUCAAGAAUGAGACUCUCGACCUCCGCCUGGUUGUUCUCCUCGCCAUCUUUGCUGACGUUGCGACCUUGGCCAUUGCUUACGACAAUGCUUCAUAUUCUCAGUCCCCCGUCAAAUGGAACCAGCCAAGACUCUGGGGAGAAUCAAUUGCCCUAGGGUUCAUUCUCGCAGCCGGCACCUGGGUGACGUUGGGCACCAUCCUGUUGCAAGGCGAGGAUGGAGGUGUGAUCGAAGGCUGGGGCUCACGAGAUGAGGUCUUAUUCCUUGAGAUUGCUCUGACCCAGAGCUGGCUGAUUCUGAUAACUCGCGUCAAUGGAUCUGAAUCUGGAUCGUUCUGGGCCAACUGCCCAUCGCUUUACCUUAUCGCUGCGGUGCUUUCUGUCAACCUGACUGCAACCUUGAUGGCUGCAUAUGGUGCCUUUGGCCAAGCCACAUCCUGGUUGACUGUCCUCCGCGUGUGGAUUCUCUCCUUUGGGGUGACAUGUGUGAACGCAUUGGCUUACGUCGUGAUGCAUAACUCGCAAAGGUUCGACAACCUUAUGCACGGCAAAGGUCCUCGUAAGAAAGACAGAGAGCGCUCCUGCGAAGACUUCGGUCUUGACAUGCAGCGAAUGGCCAAGCAGCAUGAGAAGCACGAGAAGUGCAGCUAA